This is a messenger RNA of Spodoptera litura, 676 nucleotides long. RefSeq names its product spliceosomal protein on the X (gene Spx). The record is from RefSeq and is a predicted model, not a curated record. Gene Ontology annotation, molecular function: RNA binding. Gene Ontology annotation, biological process: positive regulation of mRNA splicing, via spliceosome. Gene Ontology annotation, cellular component: U2 snRNP; precatalytic spliceosome; nucleolus. Lineage: Eukaryota; Metazoa; Arthropoda; Insecta; Lepidoptera; Noctuidae.
GAUGAAUGUCAUUUUCGUUGCUGCUGUCACGAUUGACGUGACGCUUGUCAAUAAAAAUGGCAGCGGGACCAAUCGCCGAACGUAAUCAAGAUGCCACAAUAUACGUUGGCGGUCUUGACGACAGAGUUACUGAAAGUUUGCUAUGGGAACUAUUCGUACAAGCCGGACCCGUGGUGAAUGUCCACAUGCCAAAAGACAGAGUGACACAAACUCAUCAAGGAUAUGGAUUUGUUGAGUUCAUGGGUGAGGAGGAUGCAGAUUAUGCCAUAAAGGUGAUGAAUAUGAUAAAGCUAUAUGGUAAACCGGUGAGGGUGAAUAAAGCAUCAGCUCAUCAGAAGAACUUGGAUGUGGGUGCCAAUGUGUUCAUAGGAAACUUGGAUCCAGAAGUUGAUGAGAAGCUUCUAUAUGAUACAUUCUCUGCAUUUGGAGUUAUAUUACAGACACCUAAGGUUAUGAGAGAUCCUGAGACUGGUAAUUCAAAAGCCUUUGCGUUCAUAAACUUUGCGUCGUUCGAAGCAUCAGAUGCAGCUAUAGAAGCUAUGAAUAACCAGUACCUAUGUAACAGACCUAUAUCUGUGUCAUAUGCGUUCAAGAAGGAUGUCAAAGGUGAAAGGCACGGAUCUGCUGCUGAGAGGUAAGUCCUUUUGAUAUGUUUUAACCUUACAAGUGAUAUUAA